Molecule: messenger RNA, 635 nt
Organism: Cladocopium goreaui
Lineage: Eukaryota; Dinophyceae; Suessiales; Symbiodiniaceae
Source: the annotation of a GenBank genome assembly
AUGGCCGUGCCUAGCUUGCCGCCUGCGCAUGCCUGUGCAGAAUGUGAUCCUCAGAGAUGUUACGUUCAGGCUGAUCUUGGCUCCAAGCAGCUUCCAGUGCUCAAGCAGAAGGUUUUAUUGGGCUUGCUGCAAGUGGUGGAUGAGGUGCUCAGCGAGGCAAACAUUCCCUACUGGAUGACGGGUGGCACUCUUCUGGGGGCGCUUCGGCAUGAAGGUUUCAUUCCGCACGAUGAUGACGUUGAUCUGGAAUGUUUCGAGGAGGAUACACCUCGAAUCAAGGCAGCCUUCGCUGCAAGCUCCUUGCCAGGUCACUUUGUUGAGAGUGGCCACUGGGAAGGACAGCGGAUGGCGCGGCUGGUCUUCUGGGAGGUCCUCGUCCUGGACCUCUUCCUGCGCCGGAAGCCCUUGGAAGCUGAGCCGUGCUUUCCCUCGGACCAGGAGGUCUUCCCUUUGCAACGCUAUGCCUUCCAUGACUUGCUGCUGCCAGGCCCUAGAGAUGCCAAGGCCUUUCUGGAUCGUUGCUAUGGUCCUAGCUGGUCCAAGGAGGCCCGGCUCUGGAACCAUGCAGAUCACGCUGCAGGGCAGGAACUUUGGGCCAAGAUGCUACAGGCUGCUCCGCAAGUGCCGUUGCCCUU